Molecule: messenger RNA, 2862 nt
Organism: Haliotis rubra (blacklip abalone)
Lineage: Eukaryota; Metazoa; Mollusca; Gastropoda; Lepetellida; Haliotidae
Product: HIRA-interacting protein 3-like
Exons: 9
Coding region: 140-1918 (592 amino acids)
Source: RefSeq, a predicted model, not a curated record
AGGAGACAGAGGAGAUGUCAGUUAAGAAAACAUCUGUUGAGAAACCAUCUGUAAAGAAAAAGAAAAGAAAAGAAAACGGAAAUAUAAACAGGUUAGUUCUGAGACUGAGAGUCCAGAACCUAAGAAAAAUGGAAAGGCGAUGAAAGCCCCAGACAGUGAUCACAAACCCCUGAAGCUUGUGAUUAAGAGAAAAGGCAGCGGCUUGGAGAAUGACACGGAGGGAGGAAGGCGGUGGACUGUGGCUCAGAAACACCACAGCGAUUCUUCCGAUUCUGAGUUUGAAUCCGAUGACGAGAAAUCACUGAAAAAACUUGUAAAUGGCAGUGGUGUUGCAGGUGGUUACGAAAGAGUGUUACCCAUAAGAAUUGGGUUAAAUAAUUCAGGAAGUGAUGGUUUUGGUGUUCAAAUUAAGGAGGCUUCUAAAGGAAAGCAUAGGAUGAGAAAAACUUCAAAGAAAUCGAAACGAAAAGGGAAACAGUUUGAUAUGUCAGUGUCAGAAGAGGAGGUGUUCAGGGGUGGGAAAGGCAAGAAAUGGGCUAAAAUUGAUAGUGACAGUGAAUAUGAAGUAAUCCCAGUUGCAGCAGCGUCAGACGACAGUGUUUGUGUUUCGCCACAGAAGAGUGAGAGUGAGAUGGAUGCCACUCCUUCAAAGUCUACAAGCUGUAGAACGUUCUCAGAAGAUAGUGUGAAUGAGUCUAGCUUAAGUGUUAUGAAGUCAGUUAGCCCUAUAAAAUCAAAACGAAGUCCGUCAAAAAAGGCGGGAAAAACGAAAACGUCAGAUUCAGAGGAGGAAUUUGUACAUGUCAGUGAGGCGGAGUCUGACUGUGUUUUUCUGGAGGAUAGUGCGAGAAGCUUUGACAUAUUAAAGUCAAAGAAACUGAUAAUCAAAUCAAGCAGUGUGUCUUCAAGGUCAAGUAGUGUGUCAAGGAGAGAGAACUCUGAUAAUGACAGUUGUGGAUUGUCGGACGUCAGCAGCAUUAAUCAAACCCACGGUAGUGUUAUAAACUCUGUACAGGGUGACAGUGAUGCGGGCUCUAACGUCAGUGCUGGAAAGAAGGGUGUGUGGGGAACUGGGUUUUCUACGCCAAAGCAAGGAUCAGAGGUUGACAGUGAUGACAGCUCGAGUUCUGUAGUAAAACCGCCUUCCGUGGUGUCAGUAGAGGUGAGGUCUGAAGACAGCAUGUCCUCGAUUGAAGCAGUCAACGUGCAUCAGUCUAAUAACAAAGCAGCAGGCAAAUCCAAGGUGUCAGUAGAGGUGAGGUCUGAAGACAGCAUGUCCUCGAUUGAAGCAGUCAACGUACAUCAGUCUAAUAACAAAGCAGCAGGCAAAUCCAAGGGGUCAGUAGAGGUGAGGUCUGAAGACAGCAUGUCCUCGAUUGAAGCAGUCAACGUGCAUCAGUCUAAUAACAAAGCAGCAGGCAAAUCCAAGGUGUCAGUAGAGGUGAGGUCUGAAGACAGCAUGUCCUCGAUUGAAGCAGUCAACGUGCAUCAGUCUAAUAACAAAGCAGCAGGCAAAUCCAAGACGAAGAGCGGGAGAGGUGCCUCACAGCUGACCCAGCUGAGGAAGAUCUGUCGGUGUGCAGGGAUCAUCCUGCGGAACUCUGUGGAGCUCCUGGGUUGCGACACAGAUGCUGCUAAGAUCUAUAAGAUCAAGGAAAUCCUGCGCUCAAGGGGGAUGCAAGGAGCCCCAAGUAUGAAGAAGGCAGAGAUUCUGAAGCUGAAGAAAGAGGCAGCUGAGCUGGAUACAGAUAACAUCAUCUCAGAAUCCGGUCGUGCGCCAAGACGGAAGGUGCAGAGUCGCUACAAGAAGCGUGGCCUGACCCCGAGUCCGUCUCCACAGAAGAAGAUGACCCCCCUGAAGAUGAGGCUAGCUGGGCUGAAGGGCAUCAUCGACAGUGAGGGAUCAGAUAGCGACUGACCAUCUUGGUAACCAUGGCAACUACACAUGGCAGACGAACAUUAACAUGAAUCUCCCAGGCUCUAAGACUUCAUGACUCCAGGCUAGGGCAUUGGAGGACUUGGAUCUCUGGAUGAGAUUAUCUUCAAUAUUGUGUCGCUGGGUCUUCCUGGAGAAUUGUCAGCACUAACGAUCUUCCUGACUCCUUCCAUGUGACCUUGUAUUUACAUACACUUUACAGUAUGAGAUGAAGUCGUUAUUAUGAAUACCUUACAACUGUUUUAGAUGUUGCUGUUCUGUGAUAGUGAUAGAACUGGUGACACAUUGGCCUGUUCCACAAAGUCAUCUUAGCGCUACGACUGUGGUAAAUGUAUGUUACGGUGUGGGGGUUACGGUCAUCUUAGCGCUAACAUUGCUUUGUACAAUGGGACCCUGUUCCACGAUGUCAUCUUUGUGCUAUGACUGUCGUCAGCCUACGUUGUCAAAUCUUAAGAUUAAUUUACUCUGAGCUGAAUGUGUGAGUCCUGUUCUAAGUGCCACACUCAUAGCUGCUUGAACUUGAAUACAGGCAGUGGAAAAGUCAUACUUGCUAAUAGACUUGAAAUAAAAGCCAGUCAGUUACUGAAGUUCGUAAUUUGUGCACCUAAGCACUAACAGUCUUCCUGCUCUUUAGAAUAGACUUACGACGGUCUUAGCUCCAGUCCUAUGUAACAGGCUUAAAUCCCUGUCAAUUAAGUUGAACUUACAACAGCGGCAGCUCCUGCUCUUUAGAAUAGACUUACGACCUUGCUAUCCCACAAUUCAUAACACUUUAUUGAUAAGGGCAUACUAGUGGAUGUAACUUCCUGGUGAACCCGUGCACAUGACCUUUGUAAAUCUAGUGGCUCUUUUCAUAAACAUAAGGGGCGGUGGGGUAGCCUAGUGGUUAAAGUGUUCGCUCGUCACGCCGAAGACCCGGGUUCGAU